CGUUCCGUCAGCAGCGCCUGGCGGCCGCGCAUGCGCACAGAGCGGCGGGCGCUGUCAGCCGGGCCCGGCGGAGCCGCGCUCCCUCCCGACCCGGCCAUGUCGUACGGGCCGCUGGACCCGCACCGCCCCGGGGCGCCGCCGCCGAGGGACUUCGGCGGCAUCAUCCAGACAUGCAGCGCCAACGUGCAGCGCAUCGCGCAGUACACUACUCAAAUAAAGAAUUUGAUGAGCCAGCUGGGAACCAAGCAGGAUUCCAGCAAGCUCCAGGAGAACCUACAACAGCUACAGCAUUCUGCAAACCGCCUUGCCAAAGAGACAAAUGAAUAUCUAAAGGAGCUGGGGUCUCUGCCGCUUCCUCUGUCUGCAUCUGAGCAGCGCCAACAGAGGCUUCAGAAAGAACGUUUAAUGAAUGACUUCUCUGCGGCCUUAAAUAACUUCCAGGCAGUACAGAGGCGAGUGUCAGAGAAGGAAAAAGAGACUGUAGCCAGGGCGAGAGCUGGCUCCCGGAUCUCUGCUGAUGAUCGGUUCAGAGAAGAACAGCUUGUUUCAUUUGAUAGUGGUGAAGAUUGGAAUCAAAUGCAGUCUCAGGAAGAUGAUGUGGCAAUAACUGAACAGGACCUUGAACUCAUUAAAGAAAGAGAAACAGCAAUCAGGCAAUUAGAGGCAGACAUUCUGGAUGUCAAUCAGAUAUUUAAGGAUUUAGCCAUGAUGAUUCAUGACCAAGGAGACAUGAUUGAUAGCAUAGAGGCAAAUGUGGAAAGUGCGGAAGUCCACGUGGAAAGAGCCAGCGAGCAGCUACAGAGAGCUGCCUAUUAUCAGAAAAAGUCCCGUAAGAAGAUGUGUAUCCUGAUUCUUGGCCUUGCUGUGGCUUCUCUAAUCAUAGGACUCAUUAUCUGGCAGGCGACGAAACCUCCCCAUGGAACUUAGUCUCAUGGCUGAGAUUUUUUCCCCUCAGAGUGAACAGGCUGACUAGUCUCAAAUGAAUUGACCACCCUGAGAGAGCGCAAGCUGGAACUACUUCUAGUGAUAGAUAUUAGCAACUAAUGUGCAGAUAACUAGUAUUUGGAAUUAGUGAACCAUGGAGACAGUAUUUAUCAGUUUAUUUACAAAUUAUAUUGUUUUAUGUAACUAAAAUCUUGUGGGUUUGCUUUCUGUAAUGUAUUAUUCCCUGUCCCAACUGUAUGCUGAAGUGUGAUGCAUAAUUGGAGAUGCCUUGUUUAUGACAAAUGGCACAACUUAACUUGUUGUAUUUAUCGGUAACUUUGCUGGACUGGAAUAAGAGUGGCAUUCAAAGAGGGCACAGCACCGAUUCACAUUGCCUGAAUCCAGCAGUUUCUAAAGUCUCCAGUAUCUGCCCCAUGGUUUUAUUACCUCCAAGUGGCUGUGGUUCUCGAUUCGCUUGGGCAGAAAGGUGAUGUUACAGAAUUGGAAAGCACGGGUGAUGGUUGGAACCACUAUGUGCUGGUCAGUUCAGCCUUGAGACGUGUAACCGUGUUUAAUUUUUGAGUGUGGUGGGGUCGUUUGUUUUCCAAAAUGCACCAUUUGAGACAGGAUGUUCUUUGAUUUAUAAUUGAAGAAUGCAGCUUCCUUAGAGAAACUAGCUGGUGGUUUAUUAUUGGACAAAUAAAUUUCUUCCAACGCUGGCUCUCAAGCCCUAGAAAUACAGAGUUUAGCUGCUCUCUCCUAGUUGUUUCUAGAAGCUUCCAGGGAGAAAAUCAUGCCGAGAUGAGGAAGUGGGCACCUAAGUUUACAAGCUAGCAAGAUAGGUGAGUACUAGCUGAAAUCUUGCUUCUGAAGAAGUACUUUUGAAGCUCAACUGUAGUGUGUACUAGUAAAUAUUACGUGUGGCUUGUGAACAUCUGGUAUUGUCCGUUUUUUGUGAAACAGAAAGUGCAGGAGCUGGCUGAGCCAAGUGCCAGGUUCUCCAGGCUGAGGAUGUGUGUGCGAAUUCACGAUGGGUGGUUGGAACGGUCUCGCUGGUAGAGCUGGACAGGACGUAGCAGCCACUCCUUCCAUGUAGCUCUGAACUGACGUGCACUGAGGGAACAGCAGCCUGUCCAAAGCCCAAUGGAGCGCGGUAAAUGCAGCAGACUGACCCAUUUUGUAUUUAAUCCUUAUUCCAUGUCUCCUGUAUCAUAAAGUAAAUGUGAAAGCUGGGAAGGGAGCGUGUUCUCCCGGUUGCACAGUGGUUUGCACUAUUGCGCCAUCAUUCCAUCUAAUAACCAUCAAUAAACACUUUUAAAAGCCUA
This is a messenger RNA of Columba livia (rock pigeon), 2249 nucleotides long. It is a transcript of the gene STX12, whose product is annotated as syntaxin 12. NCBI's taxonomy places the organism in Eukaryota, Metazoa, Chordata, Aves, Columbiformes, Columbidae. The record is from RefSeq and is a predicted model, not a curated record. Gene Ontology annotation, biological process: vesicle fusion; vesicle-mediated transport; intracellular protein transport. The transcript has 9 exons. Gene Ontology annotation, molecular function: SNAP receptor activity; SNARE binding. Bases 31 to 927 code for a protein of 298 amino acids. Gene Ontology annotation, cellular component: SNARE complex; endomembrane system; synaptic vesicle membrane.